Molecule: messenger RNA, 1227 nt
Organism: Ictalurus furcatus (blue catfish)
Lineage: Eukaryota; Metazoa; Chordata; Actinopteri; Siluriformes; Ictaluridae
Gene: c18h5orf15
Product: chromosome 18 C5orf15 homolog
Exons: 3
Coding region: 51-923 (290 amino acids)
Source: RefSeq, a predicted model, not a curated record
CAUAGUCGAUUGUUGGUCACGCCCACUUGCCUACAAACACCCGGUUCAAGAUGGCGACAUUGACAAAGCUGUGGCAACAACACUCAAGUAUCUUUUUAGUAGUUGUUUUGGCCAUUUUACAACUUGUUACAUGCGCUUCACUAAACAUUCAAGGACUUCCCAUGUCAAAAGGAUUAGAAAUCAUAAAAAAUGUAACUCCUGCCAGCCCUCCCCCAUCCACAUCAAGCCAUUAUAAGAGCACAUCAGAAACGCAAAACUUGAUGAAAUCGAACAACGUGGCUAUUGAUCUACUCACAAGCAAUGCAACAGCAUCCACAACACAAGCAACCCCCAAACCAACGAGUGGAGCUAAGGUGAGUUCAGAAGACUCCAAGCCUAUUGAUUCUAACCAAAGUGUGCCAAAAUCAACUAACCUUCCUGAAUCCAAGCCACCUAUUUUCACUGAUUCUGUUAAAGAAGAACCAAGUCUCUCUUUGGAUUUUGAGUCCACCACCUCUCCUGUUGAGAUAGACACAAAUGAUAAUGUGGACUAUGAAGAUGAAUACAUGAGGCUUGCAGAAAAUGGUCAACGGGGCGAAAGCAAAAUCUUCAGUCAGAACCUUCAGGAUGAUGCCAAUUUUAUCAAGGACAUUGCUAAAGACAUGCCAGAGAGGUCUGGAAAAAUUGAUAUCCACAUGAAGGACACCACCAUCUAUGCCACUCAAGAUGAAGACUCACAUUUCUUCCUCCACCUGGUGAUCAUUGCUUUGCUGGUGGCCAUAGUGUACAUCACCUACCACAAUAAAAGAAAGAUAAUGCUCCUGGCUCAGAGUCGGCGCUGGAGGGAAGGCCUUUGCACUCGCAGCAUAGAAUACCAUCGGCUUGACCAGAAUGUUGAUGAGGCAAUGCCUUCAUUGAAGAUGACCAAUAAUUAUGUCUUUUAAAACAACCGCAUACCAUAAUGUUAUAGAUGAAUAUUAUAAUCUUUAAAGAUAGAGUUGAGGUUAUUAAUUGUGAAUGCAAACUGCUGAUUUUAAUUUUCAGGAUACUUUUGUGUAUUUAGAGUGAAUCAAGAAACCUUGUGUAUCCAGUUUGUGUUACCCUAAUUAUCUAUUUUCUUUACUGUUUUUCAGAUAUUUCAGGGAUAGACUGGCUAAUAUGUUUUUCUGUGGCUUUUGAGAGGGCUAUGUCACUAUUUAAUGAUUUAAUUAGUGUAUUAAAUAUAAAAUUUAAUAUUGAAUGUAACCA